Durusdinium trenchii is the source of this 1422-nucleotide messenger RNA. The record is from the annotation of a GenBank genome assembly. Lineage: Eukaryota; Dinophyceae; Suessiales; Symbiodiniaceae.
CUUGUCAGCACUGCUCCUGUCAGUUUGACUUAGAGGUGACUUGUUGAGUCUUGUCUUCUUCCGUGCGCCUUCUGGCCGCGUCUUCUCCAUGUCACCUUCCGGCCCCGGUGCAGCCCUUAGCGCCUUGGCGAUUGGUGGAGGCAGUGAGGCAGUCGUGCGUGGGGAGCUGACCAAAGGCGAUGGUCGUUCCAUUUUUGUGGCCAUUCGCCAGCUGCGGUGGGGGACGCCGAUCUUGACCGAAGCCCCACUCUUGCUGGUUGAAGCUGAUCCUGACCGGUAUUUGAAGGCCGAGGAUGCCGAUCCGAGGUUUGCCGAGCUUGCAGCAGCACUUGGAGAUAGCUCCCGACUAGCAGCGUAUGUCGCCUUUCGCCAGCUGCAUGAGCGCAAGCAGAAAGAGUUUUUGGCGCUUUGGGAUGGAAUGGAAGACGACCCCGUGGCUUGUGCAAUUCAUGCUGCCAACCGGCAAGGUAUUGAAGAAUUCUUGCAGGACCAUCCGCAUUUCCGUCCCUCUGUGUAUUGGAACCACGUGAUUCUGGUUUCGUCAAUCUUUGGGCGGUUUGGACUUCAAAAUGCAGAUGGCAGCAGGGCAGUUUACAGUAUUUGCAGCCGGAUCCAGCACAGUUGCAAACCCAAUGCUGCAUGGUUCACCCUGCGCAAAGGAUUUCCAAGAGGGAAGCGCAUGUUGCAUACCAUCAGCCUCAAUGGAAUUCGGAGGAGGGAAGAAAUUACCGUGUCGCACGUUCCGGAGACCGUGCUUUUGCAACCAAAACUGCGACGCUCGUCCUUCCUUUUUAACGGGGUACCAAAUCUUACUUGUCGCUGCCAUCGGUGCGAAGUCAAUGAUGAAGAAGCGGAUGAGAAGACCCAGCAUCUUUUUGGGAAGCUCUCGAACCAUGUUUCCACAAGGCCUCCAACAGACAGCUCUACUGCAGCAGCUCAGGAGUGCUUGGCAGAGCUGGAUGUUUUGCUUCCCUUCUCAAUGCAGUCCAAAGCAAAAGCCAAGGUGCUGCUGGCAACGGCCUUUGGAGAGCUUUCCCAACGAGCAGCCUGGCAGCAGGACAACCAACCAGCCAAUAUCAUCCGAUGGACAGGCUUGGAUGCGGAAAGCCAAGAGCGCCGGCUCAAAGAUGCCAAGCGUUUGUACGAGACUGCUGGCAAGGACUUUGAAUACUUGCUUGGCCAGGACGCUUUGCCCAUUUUGCAGCGAAUGGAGUCAGGCUACAAGCCUGUCCAAGACCAGCACAAAAUCUUGGCGAAAUACACGCGUGAGAAUGAAGCAGAUGUGGCCAAUGCGGGGCUUUCUUACGAGCAACCGCCGCAACUGUAUGAGCCACAGCUUCCGUAUCAGCCUCGGCCCGGCAUGCCUCCAUCGUGGGAGGAGCUCUUCAAACGGAGUGGCUAAGUGACAAUGCAUAUAGAAAA